Molecule: messenger RNA, 1904 nt
Organism: Raphanus sativus (radish)
Lineage: Eukaryota; Viridiplantae; Streptophyta; Magnoliopsida; Brassicales; Brassicaceae
Product: endoglucanase 16
Exons: 8
Coding region: 224-1684 (486 amino acids)
Biological process (GO): carbohydrate metabolic process
Molecular function (GO): hydrolase activity, hydrolyzing O-glycosyl compounds
Source: RefSeq, a predicted model, not a curated record
GGAGGAGACAAAAAAAAACAAACAUCAAAAACAAUCACCAAGAAAAAACUAAAAAGAAGAAAAGACGAAAAGCAUGCAACUGUUUUUCGUUUUUUGUUGAAACCAAAAAAAAAAAAGAAAUUCAUAAAAAAAACAAACAAUAAGAUUCAGUUACUUUUUCUUCCUGCUAUUUUUUCUUAUAUAAAGAGUUUGCAUUUUCAUUACAAAAGUAAAUUUUGGAAUUAUGGGUAAUCAUGGAGAAAAAAGAAGAGGAAAUGUUGUGAUUAGGGCCAUAUUGUUGGGUCUCAUAAGCAUUGUGUGUGUUAAUGGUACAAACAUAAAUUACAAAGAAGCCUUAACCAAAUCUCUAAUCUUCUUGGAAGCUCAAAGAUCAGGCAAACUCCCUCCAAACAAUAGGGUUCCGUGGAGAGGUGAUUCUGCUCUUGAUGAUGGCAAACUUGCAAAUGUUGAUUUGGCGGGAGGGUACUAUGACGCAGGAGACAAUGUGAAGUAUGGUCUUCCAAUGGCGUUCACGAUCACGACGCUGGCUUGGUCAGCCAUUUCCUACGGUAAAGAACUCCGUGCCGCAGGAGAGCUCGAAAACACUCAUGCCGCUAUCCGUUGGGGCACUGAUUAUUUUCUCAAAUGUUCUUCUCGCAAGAACCGCCUCUAUGUUCAGGUUGGUGAUCCAAACCUGGACCACAAGUGCUGGGCGAGGCCUGAGAACAUGCAAACUCCAAGGACGGUAUUGCAGAUAAGUGAUAAAGAUCCUGGCACAGAAAUCGCGGCCGAGACUGCCGCUGCAAUGGCUGCUUCCUCGAUCGUUUUCCGCCGCAUCGACCACAAAUACUCCCGCCGGCUCCUAAACAAAGCCAAAUUGCUCUUCAAGCUAGCCAAGAGCCACAAGGGUUCAUAUGAUGGAGCAUGCCCUUUCUAUUGUUCUUGCUCGGGUUACAACGACGAGUUGCUGUGGGCGGCAACAUGGCUAUACAAGGCAACAAGGAAACAGGAGUACCUUAGCUACCUUAAAUUUGAAGCCAUAAGUGGCUACGUCGCUGAGUUUAGCUGGGAUCUCAAAUACGCCGGUGCGCAGAUGCUCAUUGUCAAGAUGAUCUUCGAAGGCAUAAAAGGACUUGACCUAUAUAAACAACAGGCUGAUAGUUUCAUCUGCUCGAAUCUCCCUGGUAGUCAUUACCACCAAGUCUUCAAUACCCCAGGUGGUAUGAUUCACUUGAGGGAUGGAGCCAACACUCAGUAUGUCACCGCAACUGCUUUCUUGUUCUCGUCGUACGCCGAUCUUCUCCAGAAACACAACCAAAAGAUCUAUUGCGGAAGCAAGCAAUUCGAUUCAACACAUCUCAUGGCUUUCGCCAAAAAACAAAUUGACUACAUACUAGGGCAUAACCCACAAGGAAGGUCUUACAUGGUUGGGUUCGGACCAAACCCGCCAAAGCAAGCCCACCACAGAGGAGCCUCAGUGCCACUGGCUGAAGCCAAUGCGCCUUUAAGCUGCCCACUGAGCUUUACGAAAUGGUUCAACAAGAACCAGCCUAACGCUAACGAGCUGACCGGAGCCAUCGUGGGAGGACCCGACCGUCAAGAUAAAUUCCAAGAUUUUCGUUGGACAUCCGUUUACACGGAGCCUUGCACUUACAUCAACUCUAUCGCCGUGGGUCUUCUUGCAAAGCUUGCCGCCACGGCUUAGAGCCAUAACUAUGAUGAGACCACUUCCAUGGAAAGUAUUAUUUUAGGGUGUCCUUAACCUAAUAUAUAUAUUCAGACGCAUGUGGCCAUUCAAUAUGACUCUAUUUUCAUUAUUUUUGCCUUUAUAGUUUGCUUUUUGGAAAGCCGUUUUCUCCAAAAUAUAAAAUUGCAUGGGCAUAAUAAUAAGCCCUGAUGAUUUGAAAUCUAAUCUAUUAAUUUAG